AUAAAUUGGACAAGGUAGCGCUUGACCUUUCAAACAGGUAUCAGCCCGAUCCUCCGUCGCUGAUACACUCUCACGCAGCUCAUGGGCUGCCAGAGCACAGCGGCCCGUAUAGAUUGCCGAGCACAGGUCCGAGGCAGGAGGCAGAAUCGCUGUAAACGCCGAGGUUCCUACUUUGAGCCCGCGGAAGAGGAAAUGGCAGCGCUGCUGUGCCCAAGGCCCACGCCAUUCUUGGGAGCCAAGCCUCUCCCCGCUUUUGCCUCGACAUGCUCUUGUUCCGUGCACAAGAGCCAAAGGCUCGUGGUUCGUUGUCAAGGAGGUCACGACAACAGCAACCCACUCAGUGGACUCAGAGCAUCGGUAGAUAAAGCCACAAAGAAUCCUGUCACUGACGAUGACGUUCUUGUAAGUCAAUUCGAGAGCCAGGCCGAGAAGCAGUCCGUGUUAGGAGCUGUUCCGAACUCCAACUCCAUGUAUGCCCGGCCAGAGCGGGAGAGACGGGCGGAGACUGUAUCGCGAUCAUUUGGUAGUAUAUUCGCAUUGGAUGGAGCUGCACCAGAGGUCAUCAACGGGCGACUGGCAAUGCUUGGAUUUGUGUGGGCUCUCAGCGCCGAGAAAUGGACCGGUCUGACCGUGAUUGAGCAGAUCUACAACCCAACUACCUCUGGCCUAGUCUUCUUCGUUGGAGCAGUUCAGGUUUUUACUUAUGCCUCCAUGAUCCCAAUUAUGAAUGGAGAAACGACUGAUGCUCGAAGCUGGGGUCCCUUCAAUGCCCGAGCGGAGCGCUGGAACGGGCGUCUCGCUAUGAUCGGCUUUGCUGCUUUGAUCGUCGACGAGAUGAUUCGGCAGGGAGCCCUCAUUCACUGAUUCAAAGCCGGAUGUCCAUGCGGACUUUGUAUAGAAAACAUGCCGUUUAGUCGUUAUGGUCCUUAUCGCAGUCCACAAACAGCUCAGAGAUGUUUUUAGCUCUUGGGCAGGUGAGGAUGAUGUACGCCUCUCCAUCUCAAGUCCGUGAUUGUAUAAGAGUACGUGCAGUGUAUUCGUGAAGGUGAGUGUUACUUGACUAGCAAAUGUCAAUCUUUUAUACCAGUCCAAGGAAAGUGUAAAUAGUGGUAAAGGAUUUAGUGCACACACAAUCUCAGAAGGCAUUUGACGGCCCACCAAAUAUUUAUGCAAACCUUCCAUCUAUGUAUGAUAUUUCAGUGUUGGCC
Messenger RNA from Marchantia polymorpha subsp. ruderalis, 1208 nucleotides. NCBI's taxonomy places the organism in Eukaryota, Viridiplantae, Streptophyta, Marchantiopsida, Marchantiales, Marchantiaceae. The record is from the annotation of a GenBank genome assembly.